AUGUUUGGCGCAGUUGCUAGAAGGCGAGCCCUCUUUACUGCUCCCACAACGCUUCAGAGAGGACUAGCUGCCAGCAACAUCAGAAUGGCUCCCCAGCAGCGGAAGAACAGUGGCCUCCCGGCAAGCUACAAGGAGGACCACUCCAAAGGUGCCAUGCUUAGAUAUGAGGACUCCCUCCCCCGCUUACCCGUCCCAACCCUCGAGGAGACCUCCAAGCGAUACCUCAAGUCGGUGCACGCCCUGCUAUCGGCGGCCGAGUACGAGAACACAAAGAUGGCCGUUGAAGCUUUUGUGAAGCCCGGCGCAGUUGGACACAAACUACAAGACCGACUUGUGAGCCGUGCAAACGAUCCAAAGCACAAGAAUUGGCUUUCGGAGUGGUGGAACAACGCUGCUUAUCUGGGCUACCGCGACCCCGUCGUCCCCUACGUGUCAUACUUUUACAGUCACCGUGACGACCGAAAACGUAGAGAUCCAGCCAAGCGUGCUGCUGCGAUCACCUUCGCUUCGCUGGAAUUCCAGAAACAGGUUGACGAGGGCUCGCUCGAGCCUGAGUACAUGAAAAAACUGCCCAUGGCAAUGAGCUCUUACCACUGGAUGUUCAACGCCUGUCGCAUACCCGCAAAGCCUGCCGAUUACCCCAUCAAGUAUUCUUACCAAGACCACCAAUAUGUGCUCGUCAUCCGCAAGAACGCUUUCUUCAAGGUCCCGACCCACCACAACGGCAGGCAGCUUAGCGCCAAAGAGCUCGAACAUCAAUUCCAGCGGGUCUACGAAAUGGCGGAAAGGGCACCAGCAAUCGGUGUGAUGACCACGGAGAACCGCGAUGUCUGGACCGACAUGCGUGCGCGUUUGCUCUCGUCCGACCCUGGUAACAAGGCAACCCUUGAAGCCAUCGAGGCGGCAUCGUUCGUCAUCUGUCUCGACGAUGCGAAACCCGUCACUCUUCACGAACGCUCGCGCCAAUACUGGCACGGCGAUGGCUCCAACCGGUGGUUCGACAAGCYAAUUCAGUUCAUCAUCAACGACAACGGUACCUCUGGCUUCACCGGUGAGCACUCGAUGAUGGACGGAACGCCCACGCACCGCUUGAAUGACACCAUCAUGCACUGGAUCUUCAACGACAAGCUCGACUUUGAGAACGUUACCCUUCGCUCCGACAUUCCCGACCCCCAGCCUCUUCGCUUCAAGCUGAGCGGAGAAAACUACUCGGACGUGGCAAAGGCGACUUCAGACCACGCUGGCCUGAUAGGCCAGCACGAGCUGCGAGUCGAGGCAUUUCAGGGAUAUGGCAAGGGUCUGAUGAAGAAGUUCAAGUGCUCGCCGGAUGCCUAUGUGCAGAUGGUCAUCCAGCUCGCCUACCACAAAUUCUACGGUAAGAACAGGCCUACAUAUGAAAGUGCCGCUACACGUCGUUUCCAGGAAGGUCGCACCGAGACUUGCCGUACUGUGAGCGAUGAAAGCGUGGCUUUCUGCAACGCCAUGGCGAACCCCAAUGCGACCGCGGAGGAUUGCCGAAACCUCUUCCGAAAGGCACUGGCAGCCCACGGAGAGUACAUCUCUGCUGCUAGCGACGGCAAGGGCGUGGACAGACAUCUGUUCGGAUUGAAGAAGCUUCUGCAAGAGGGAGAGCCCGUACCGGAGAUCUUCAACGAUCCUGCGUACACAUACUCCAGCAGCUGGUACAUUUCCAGCAGUCAAUUGAGCUCCGAGUACUACAACGGGUACGGAUGGAGUCAGGUUAUUGAUGAUGGUUGGGGUAUCGCAUACAUGAUCAACGAGGAGAGCGUGCAGUUCAAUGUUGUGAGCAAGGGCUUGGGAUCCGAGCGCAUGGCUUUCUUCCUCAACCAAGCGGCUCUGGACAUCAAGGAGAUUAUGAGCGCUGAGUUGAAGGCUAAACUUUAG
This is a messenger RNA of Ramularia collo-cygni, 1905 nucleotides long. RefSeq names its product probable carnitine acetyl transferase. The record is from RefSeq and is a predicted model, not a curated record. Gene Ontology annotation, cellular component: mitochondrion; peroxisome. Lineage: Eukaryota; Fungi; Ascomycota; Dothideomycetes; Mycosphaerellales; Mycosphaerellaceae. The coding region runs from base 1 to 1905 and encodes 634 amino acids. Gene Ontology annotation, molecular function: carnitine O-acetyltransferase activity. Gene Ontology annotation, biological process: carnitine metabolic process. The transcript is spliced from 4 exons.